Molecule: messenger RNA, 1302 nt
Organism: Homarus americanus (American lobster)
Lineage: Eukaryota; Metazoa; Arthropoda; Malacostraca; Decapoda; Nephropidae
Product: chromosome alignment-maintaining phosphoprotein 1-like
Exons: 3
Coding region: 1-1302 (433 amino acids)
Source: RefSeq, a predicted model, not a curated record
AUGAAGAUUAAGCCACCUACACGACCACGGCAGACCUACACGACCACGGCACACCUACACGACCACGGCACACCUACCAUGAGCCACGGUAGACCUACACGACCACGGCAGACCUACACGACCACGGCACACCUACACACGACCACGGCAGACCUAUACGACCACGGCAGACCUACACGACCACGGCAGACCUACACGACCACGGCAGACCUGCGACCACGGCACACCUAUACGACCACGGCACCUGCGACCGGCACACCUGCGACCACGGCACACCUGCGACCACGGCACUAUCUACACCACGGCAGGCCUACACGACCACGGCAGACCUACACGACCACGGCAGACCUACACGACCACGGCAGACCAGAGGAGCUACUGUUAACCCUGGAGCUCCUCAUCCCUGGAGCUACUCGACCCUGGAGCUACUCGCCCCUGGAGCUCCUCACCCCUGGAGCUCCUCGCCCCUGGAGCUACUCACCCCUGGAGCUACUCGACCCUGGAGCUACUCACCCCUGGAGCUACUCACCCCUGGAGUUCCUCGACGCUGGAGCUACUCACCCCUGGAGUUCCUCGACGCUGGAGUUCCUCGACCCUGGAGUUCCUCGACCCUGGAGUUCCUCGACCCUGGAGCUCCUCGCCCCUGGAGCUCCUCACCCCUGGAGCUCCUCACCCCUGGAGCUCCUCACCCAUGGAGCUCCUCACCCAUGGGUUCUCGACUGGGACAUGAGCCACCGGGUUCCUCGGCCUGCUGGGUUCACCAGCCCGCAGGCUCCUCAUGCAAACCCUGCACCGGGGCUCCUCACCCCUGGAGCUCCUCACCCAUGGAGCUCCUCACCCAUGGAGCUCCUCGCCCCUGGAGCUCCUCACCCCUGGAGCUCCUCACCCCUGGAGCUCCUCACCCCUGGAGCUCCUCGCCCCUGGAGCUCCUCGCCCCUGGAGCUCCUCACCCCUGGAGCUCCUCACCCCUGGAGCUCCUCACCCCUGGAGCUCCUCGCCCCUGGAGCUCCUCACCCCUGGAGCUCCUCACCCCUGGAGCUCCUCACCCCUGGAGCUCCUCACCCCUGGAGCUCCUCACCCCUGGAGCUCCUCGACCCUGGAGCUCCUCACCCCUGGAGCUCCUCACCCCUGGAGCUCCUCACCCAUGGAGCUCCUCGCCCCUGGAGCUCCUCACCCCUGGAGCUCCUCACCCCUGGAGCUCCUCACCCCUGGAGCUCCUCACCCCUGGAGCUCCUCGACCCUGGAGCUCCUCACCCCUGGAGCUCCUCACCGCUGAUAGUGAAGCAACUGUUCCUAGUGUAA